AUGUAUGUUACAGGGGACACCAUCACGGCCGUUGUUGACAUUGGCAGCGAAACGGUCAAGACCGGGUAUUCAGACACCUUCUUGCCGACGGUGUUUUGCCCUAGCAUGUCAUGGAAGAACGAAUAUAUAUCUCCUGUGACCAGAUCUGUUGUCAGCGAUGUGGAGUCUUAUCUUAGGACCCUGUGCGACAACAUCCCUUGCGAUGCACAAUCUCUGGUGAUUUCGGAGAAUACCAUGGAGGCAGGAGGGGCGAAGAGGGAGAUCUUGGGGUAUCUUAUGGAGAAGCGGGUGUGCGAGUCUGUUCUAUUUGUCAGGAGCGGGAUUCUUGAUGCCUUUUCGUAUGGAAAGACAACAGGGGUGGUUGUCAGUCUUGGAGGAGGGUCGAGCCAGGUCUGCAGCGUUGUCGAUGGGCUUAUCACGUGCAGAAGACAGCUGGAUGCCGGGGGCCUUGACCUUACGAUGGACUUCAGGAAGGGGCUUACCGACUCUGGGGUUGAUCUGUCGAAGUUUGUCUGUUCCCGGGGGAAUGAGUCUUGGUGUGAGAGAAGGACCGAGUUUGAAAGGAACGAGUUUUCUAGACAUGUCAAGGAGGUAGUUUUGAGCCUGGGUAGCGAGGAUACAGGCGGAAGAUAUGUGCUACCUGAUGGAGAGGUGGUUGAGAUGGAGGAGUGCUGCAAGGCAGCGCUAGGCAAACUUAAAAAGGUUGUGAAGCUGGUUGUUGAGGUUGUUGAGUUGAAUUCAGCGGACAUAAGGCCGCUGCUGAGCGGAAACAUAUUGAUUGGUGGGGGAGUUGGAGGGGCAAGAGGACUUGAAGGGCUUAUUUGCGAGGAACUCGGGAGAGAGCGGCCCCGGUGGAAAGCAAAGGUGAUUGUUGAGAGAAGUCGAUUUAGCACGUUCCAAGGAGGAUCGGUGAUAGGAUCGAUGGGAAGUGCAAAGGGGCUUCACAUUGGAGCCAGGGACUACGAAGAGUAUGGAGAGGGCAUUCUGGAUAGAAAGAAGUGCGAGUGGAUUGUGGAAACUGUAUGA
Molecule: messenger RNA, 1026 nt
Organism: Encephalitozoon cuniculi GB-M1
Lineage: Eukaryota; Fungi; Microsporidia; Unikaryonidae
Exons: 1
Coding region: 1-1026 (341 amino acids)
Source: RefSeq, marked provisional